Messenger RNA from Prorocentrum cordatum, 642 nucleotides. The record is from the annotation of a GenBank genome assembly. NCBI's taxonomy places the organism in Eukaryota, Dinophyceae, Prorocentrales, Prorocentraceae.
GGCUACCGCCUGCGCGGCAGCGUUAGCCGCGAUCGGUUGGGUAUAUUGAGCUGCCUCGCAUGCGGAGCGCCUGUCCAGCGCGGCGCCGCUGUCGCAGCCACCGACGCGACUUGGCCCCAUAUCAAUAUCCGAGACAUUGGCGUGGCCAUGCGGGAGGGUUGCCGGGGCUGCGCCUCCGGCCCCGAAGCGCAGAGCGCGCGGGGGAGAUUGAGGGGUCGUGGCGCAGACCGCGCGCAAGUACGUUCGCAGAACAAAUGGAAAGACACCCGCGAAGACGGCGUCGCCGACCGCCGAGUGGUCCGCAGGGCAAGACCGCAUUCCACAGCAACAGCGUGGCAGUCUUCGCCCGGCAACCAGAGAGAGUCCGCGGACGACGGGCUGCGUGAGAUAGAGAACCCCUGCACGAUGGGAAAGGCUAAGAAGCUGGGGCAAAGGACAUGGUGGCCGUGCAUUAACACGGGUAUUAUGGAAGAGGAGGCCUGUGCCAUCAUCGAACCGUUCGACUGGGGGUGCGCUAUCCCGUGGGGCUGCGACCGCGACGAGCCCAGCUUGGGCUGGUCUGAAUGGGGCCUCGAGUCCAAGCGGAGCGCCGAGAUCCUGCCGCCCAAUAAUUUGAAAGCUGCAGUGGAACGGGGGCUGCAG